UCAAGAACUAAAGCUCAGUGCUUAGGUACCUCCACUUCUUUCCUAGGGAUUUGCAGUUUGAAUUAUUAAAGCAAAUGGCGGCACAGCAAGCAGCGCGAAACACCGCAGUAACGGUGCUGGGCGGCGGAAUAAGUGGGCUGAGCACGGCCUACUACCUUGCACAGCGGCUGCCCUCAACGGCGAUGGUGACGCUGAUCGAGGGCUCGCAGCAUGUGGGCGGAUGGGUGCGGUCGGAGCGGCGACAGAUCGGCUCUGGGGUAUCGGCGCUGGCCGAAAAGGGGCCGCGGACACUGCGCACAGGCGAGUCGCGCGAGGCGCUGGCGGUGCUUGAGCUUGUAGACGAUCUGGAUCUGCGCGACUCGGUGGUGACGGCAUCGCGCGAGUCAGCCGCAGCGCAGAACCGGUACAUAUACUAUAACAGGCACCUGAACCGCAUGCCUACGGGUAUUGGGUCACUGGUAACGGGGGUUCCUGCGGCGGUGCGGUGCCUGGCGGGCGGAGUGUGGCAGGACCUGUUCACGCGCAAGAACACGCCCGAGGCCACGGACGAAUCGAUCCACGAGUUCAUCAGCCGGCGGUUCGGGCGCGCGGUGGACGACAACCUGGCGUCGGCGGUCAUGCAUGGGAUCUAUGCAGCUGAUACGAAGGACCUGAGCGCACGUGCGCUGCUGUACCCGUUCUGGCUGGCAGACCAGACAGGCAAGCACGGCGUGAUCCGCGGAUUGCGACGUGUAGCGAAGCUCUCGCGCGCACGGCAUGCGCGAUUUGCGCAGCGCGAUGCCGAGGAGCGUGUCGAGAUCGCGAAGCGGCGCGUGCAGAACCGUGGGUUCUGGGACAUGAUGGGCGAUGCCAGCAUGUAUUCGUUCGAAGGUGGGCUGCAGACGCUGACUGAUCGGCUCUUGGCGGAUCUGACUCAGCGCCCCAAUGUUGAGAUACUGCGCGGCACGCCCGCACAGCGCGUCAGGCUCACUGCUGAUAAUGCGAUGGCGGAGGUUGGGCUGGCAGACGGGCGUGUGGUGCGCUCGCAUCACGUGGUCAAUGCUCUGCCGCUGCCGCAGCUCAAGACGCUGUUCAGCGGUGCGUCGCCGGCGUUGGUCGAUGAGACGCCGUAUGCGAGUGUCUCUGUGGCCAACGUGACGUACGCCAAGCGCAGCAUUGCACCCAUCGACGGCUUCGGGUAUCUCGUGCCGCGCGCGUCUUCGCACGACUCGGCGGCUCUUGGCGUGGUGCUCGACUCGUGUGCGCUGCCACAGCAGGACGGCAACGAGGAGAUCUCGCGGCUCACGGUGAUGCUGGGCGGUGCGACGCGUGACUCGGCACAGCUCGAGCAGGAUGCGCUGGAGACGCUGCGGAAGCACCUGGGCAUAAGCGAGACGCCGGCGGACAUUGACAUCACGGUCGCACGCGAGUGCAUUCCGACGUAUACGGUCGGAUAUGUGGACCGGCUACGCGCAAUGCACGAGUGGGUGGCGGGGGUGAUGCAGGGGCGGAUGAGCGUCGUGGGCGCAGCGUAUGGCGGCCCGGCGGUGCCGCACUGUGUGCUGCAUGCACGUGACCUGGUACAGUCCUUGAACCUUAAUGCACUGACAGCGCAGCCGCUGGGCGUCACAGGGCUGGAGGAGAUCAUGCGCAGCUUCGAGUAAACCAUUUCUCUCUUUGAAAAAUACACAUUUUGUCC
Linderina pennispora is the source of this 1678-nucleotide messenger RNA. RefSeq names its product Protoporphyrinogen oxidase. Gene Ontology annotation, biological process: heme biosynthetic process. The record is from RefSeq and is a predicted model, not a curated record. The transcript has a single exon. NCBI's taxonomy places the organism in Eukaryota, Fungi, Kickxellomycota, Kickxellomycetes, Kickxellales, Kickxellaceae. Gene Ontology annotation, molecular function: protoporphyrinogen oxidase activity, oxygen as acceptor. Gene Ontology annotation, cellular component: mitochondrial inner membrane. Bases 75 to 1643 code for a protein of 522 amino acids.